Messenger RNA from Lobosporangium transversale, 1777 nucleotides. RefSeq lists its product as hypothetical. Lineage: Eukaryota; Fungi; Mortierellomycota; Mortierellomycetes; Mortierellales; Mortierellaceae. The transcript has 2 exons. Gene Ontology annotation, molecular function: protein binding. The coding region runs from base 71 to 1777 and encodes 568 amino acids. The record is from RefSeq and is a predicted model, not a curated record.
CUCAUUUCGGUCUCACGGCUUCUACCACGUAUACAACAUCACGAUUCCCAACAAAACACAGCUAAGGACAAUGAAAUUUGAUGAGAAAAGACUUCAGGCAUUCCGCCUCAUCAACCCGGAUGGAUCAUCGAUCCCAUUGUCAGAUAUCAAACGCAUUGAGGCGCGCUUCGAUCAAAAAUCUCAGGAGUUUAUCAUCCUUUGGAAUGAUAUAAAAUCGGUUUACAAGGAGUCAACCCAUAUAGAAUCCGGAAGAAGGAUCCUAUCUUUCCUUACAGAUGACAACUUUGAAUACAUCAAGCCGCUCCGGAUCCGUGCGGAGCUAGACGGCGUACUGGAUGUUGUCAUUUCCUCUCAAGAAGGCGCUUCGAAAGAACCGGGCGUAGCAGUAACACAGGGAAAGGUGGACGGGUCAGUUACACCAGAGUUGAAUGAAGUCGUGACUCUUACUGCCGUCAAGGUAGCCAACAGCAAUGGUCCCAAAAGCUUGGAGCCACAUAUGAAGCUCGUUUCCAUAAGAGAAGAUGGGGCAGGUUGUUCGAUCAUAGUCGAGCCGCAGACAGAGGGUGUUGAAAGCAAUGAAGCAAAGUUUUCGGAAAGGCCAACCAUCCUUGAGAGCGAGGAAUUGGCACUUGCUCUGAUCAGAGCAGCCAAUGGGGAUGCUUUCACUCAGACGAAUCUGGGAUACAUGUACCAUUGCGGGAAUGGAAUCCCACAAGAUUACUCAAAGGCCUUUGACUGGUACCUCAAGGCCGCUAACCAAGGAAACGCCACUGCUCAGAACAACCUAGGUACCAUGUACGAGGAUGGCAAGGGAGUCCAACAAGACUACUCCAAAGCCAUCGACUGGUAUCUCAAGGCUGCCAAUCAAGGAUAUGCCAAAGCUCAGCACAACCUUGGUACUAUGUAUGAGAAUGGGAGAGGCGUCCCACAAGACUACUCAAAAGCUAUUGACUGGUAUCUCAAGGCUUCCAAUCAAGGAUACGCCAAAGCUCAGCAUAAUAUUGGUACCAUGUACUAUAAUGGCAAAGGAGCCCCAAAAGAUUACACAAAAGCCAUCGACUGGUACCUCAAGGCAGCUAACCAAGAAUAUGCCACUGCUCAGCACAAUCUCGGUACCAUGUACGAGCAUGGCAAGGGAGUGGCACAGGACUACUCGAAGGCCUUUGACUGGUACCUUAAGGCAGCUGACCAAGGAUACCCAAAUGCUCAGCACAGCCUUGGCUCCAUGUACUAUAAUGGCAAAGGAACCUUACAAGACUGCUCAAAAGCCAUCGAGUGGUAUCUCAAGGCAGCUAAUCAAGGAUAUGCUGAUGCUCAGAGCACUCUAGGAUGUAUGUACCAUUAUGGCAAGGGAGUCAUACAAGAUUAUUCAAAAGCUUUUGACUGGUAUCACAAGGCUGCCGAUCAAGGGAAUGCUGAUGCUCAGAACAAUGUAGGCGCCAUGUACUAUAAUGGCAAGGGCAUCCCACAAGACUAUCCAAAGGCCUUCAAGUGGCUUCUCAAGGCUGCCGACCAGGGGGAUACCGGCGCUCAGAACAAUAUCGGCGCCAUGUACUAUAAUGGCAAGGGUAUUUCACAAGAUUAUUCCAAAGCUUUUGAAUGGUUCCUCAAGGCUGCUAACCAAGGACAUGUUGAUGCACAGCGCACUAUUGCCUCGAUGUACCAUCACGGCAAGGGAGUCUCGAAGGAUUACAUUGAAGCGAAACAAUGGUACCAAAAAGCUGCUGAUCAAGGUGAUGUUGAUGCCCAGAGGAUGUUGGACAAACUUCGGCGCUGA